This is a messenger RNA of Pollicipes pollicipes, 1097 nucleotides long. RefSeq lists its product as uncharacterized. The transcript is spliced from 5 exons. Lineage: Eukaryota; Metazoa; Arthropoda; Thecostraca; Pollicipedomorpha; Pollicipedidae. The record is from RefSeq and is a predicted model, not a curated record. Bases 120 to 686 code for a protein of 188 amino acids.
AGUUAUCCGUCGCUGCCGGCGCGGCCGCCUUACGGUACCCCGUCGAGGAGGCGUCGCCGAUCGGCGGCGGCGGCAGUGUGGUCGGCAGCGCAGCCGCAGCGACAGUUUCAGAGUGAGCUAUGGCAGCCAUGCCUCCCUUCGAAGUGACGCCGGCGCAGACGGCCGCCGUGGCCACCGACCCGUCCAUCGUCGACUCGGUCACAGCGCUCUCCGUCCUGCUCAUGAUUGCGUACCUGGCGCGGGCGUCGUUCCCGACCUUCUUCCAGUCGCUGCUGGACGAGAGGAUGCUCGCCAUGGUCGGUCUGACCACCCCCAACAGCUCCACCCAGAAAUCACGCGCCGAGGAUGACGAGGAGUGGUGGCACUUCCCCAUCCACCUGAUGGCGCUCUGGCAGCUGCGCCACCAGCCGCACCAGGAGGCGUGCGCGCGCCGGCUCGUGUGCGACCAUGUCACCGCCGGCCAGCCCGACCCCUUCUUCGACUUCGCCAUCGGCGGCGUGGCCUACAUGAUGGGCGCCAGCGGCUCACUGUCGAUGGUGGAUAAGCUGCAGUCGCUGAAGGAAGACCCGGUGGACUGCGAGAGGCUGGUGCCAGAGUGCGACACGCCCAAACUGCGCGACGCAAAGGGUCUCGGCACUACCAUCCAGAAGUUCUCCACCAUGGCGGCUGAGUGGCUCGGGUGGUAGCCGCGAGUGAGCCGAGCCCCGUUCGCUGACGGCGGAUGAAACAUAUUUAUUACUGGGCGGAUGGCGGGCAUGCCCAGGCCAUUUCAGCCUGUGCAAGGGCCAGAGCUAUUGGUACUGGAUCUAGUGAGAGUUCCAGGUCUAUGAACAUGGUGCAAGUCGGGGCAUUGAUACAUUUUGUUGCUAACCAGCGCGGUGUUGGCACGUGCAGUGUUUUGUCGUUACGCAUGGGAGACCAGCUAAGGCGGGGUCACCGGGGUACCCCCCAUCACAGCGCGGCAUCGGUUGAACGGAUGCUUCCUACACAAGCGUCGCGGUGCGCAGUGGCGGCCGGGCCCCGCUGCUCGAGGUGUCUGUAGCGGCUCCGAAGUUCAAUAAAGCAGCGGUCUCUCGACGACCGUGUUGUGUGAGGCG